This is a messenger RNA of Teleopsis dalmanni, 879 nucleotides long. RefSeq names its product probable cytochrome P450 4s3. Gene Ontology annotation, molecular function: oxidoreductase activity, acting on paired donors, with incorporation or reduction of molecular oxygen; heme binding; monooxygenase activity. Lineage: Eukaryota; Metazoa; Arthropoda; Insecta; Diptera; Diopsidae. The transcript is spliced from 4 exons. Bases 1 to 879 code for a protein of 292 amino acids. The record is from RefSeq and is a predicted model, not a curated record.
AUGUCUCAAGUUGUGAAAAAAAUCUUCGCCCCUUUAGGAAUUUUAAAUUGGCUUCAAGAGCAACGUAAAAAGCAUGGUUCAACUUUUCGCAUUUGGUUUGGUAAGGAUUUAAUGGUAUUCUUCACAAAUCCAGAAGACAUUAAGCACAUACUCAGCAAUAAUACUUUACUAACAAAAUCUCGUAAUUAUGAAAUUGUUGAAUCAUGGUUGGGAAAAGGAUUACUCACAAAUAGUGGUGAAUCUUGGCACAGACGCAGGAAACUACUCACACCUGGUUUUCAUUUCAAAAUAUUAAGUGAAUUUAAGGAACCCAUGGAAGAGAAUUGUAAAAUCUUAGUUAGUCAAUUACUUGCAAAAGCUGAUGGUCAACCGUUCGAUAUUUACCCUUACAUAACACUCUUCGCAUUGGAUGCGAUAUGCGAAACAGCAAUGGGCAUUAAGAAGAAUGCGCAGUUGCAAGCCAAUUCUGAAUAUGUGCAAGCAGUGCAGGAUAUUUGCCGUAUUUUGCAUAAGCAAUCAUUCUCAUUUUGGCAACGAUUUAAUAUACUUUUCAAGUUUAGUGGGGCCGGAAAGGCACGUGAUGCAGCAUUGAAAGUAUUGCAUGAUGAAACGAAUCGGGUGAUCAAACUUAGACGCGAAAUGCUGAAGAAUUCUCAAAUCAGCACCUUCAGUGAUGUAGAUAAAACUGAUGAUAUAGGUAGUAAGCGGCGCCUUGCUUUCUUAGACAUGUUGCUCAUAUCACAAAUUGAAGGUGGUGAUCUAACAGAUCGUGAAAUUCGUGAAGAAGUCGAUACAUUUAUGUUUGAAGGACACGAUACUACCAGCUCUGCAAUCGCAUUUGCAAUUUAUUUACUAUCUCAGCAUGCAGAUGUGCAAUAA